Elaeis guineensis (African oil palm) is the source of this 1991-nucleotide messenger RNA. The record is from RefSeq and is a predicted model, not a curated record. NCBI's taxonomy places the organism in Eukaryota, Viridiplantae, Streptophyta, Magnoliopsida, Arecales, Arecaceae.
UCCACCGUUAAAAAUAAAAAUAUCCAAUCCUACCGGAAAAAUAACUAUUUUUAAGUUUCCAAAUAAAAGAGGGUAUUUAUGCAACCCCGACACGUUCCCCCUGUGAUCUCCUCGUCCGGUCCCGAGCCGUCCUCCUCUCUCGCCGCCGGGCUCUUUGAUCGAAGGGCUUUUUUCUCUUCUAGAUCUUUUGAGGAAUUGCAGUAUAAGUGGUGGAUGGCUGUUGCCGCUCCCGGGCAGUUGAAUCUUGAAGAGCCCCCCUCGUGGGGGUCUCGGAGCGUCGACUGCUUCGAGAAAUUGGAGCAGAUUGGGGAAGGCACAUACGGGCAGGUAUACAUGGCAAGAGAAAUAAAAACGGGGGAAAUAGUGGCCCUGAAGAAAAUUAGAAUGGACAAUGAAAGAGAAGGGUUCCCUAUAACAGCCAUACGUGAAAUCAAAAUUCUGAAGAAGCUGCAUCAUGAUAAUGUUCUCCAAUUGAAAGAGAUUGUGACCUCUCCAGGUCCUGAAAAGGAUGAACAAGGAAAGCCAGAUGGUAACAAGUAUAAAGGAAGCAUCUAUAUGGUUUUUGAGUACAUGGAUCAUGAUUUGACUGGUUUAGCAGAUCGUCCCGGGAUGAGAUUCACAGUACCCCAAAUUAAGUGCUACAUGAGGCAGCUGCUAACAGGUCUUCAUUAUUGUCAUGUCAAUCAAGUGCUCCAUCGUGAUAUUAAAGGUUCUAAUCUUUUAAUUGAUAAUGAGGGAAAUCUAAAGCUUGCUGAUUUUGGCCUUGCACGAUCAUUCUCCAGUGAUCACAAUGGAAAUCUAACAAAUCGUGUGAUCACUUUAUGGUAUAGGCCUCCAGAGUUGCUGCUUGGAGCUACAAAGUAUGGUCCAGCUGUUGACAUGUGGUCUGUUGGUUGUAUCUUUGCAGAACUUCUGUAUGGAAAACCAAUCUUGCCAGGAAAGAAUGAGCCAGAGCAACUAACUAAGAUAUUUGAACUGUGUGGAACUCCGGAUGAGGUCAACUGGCCUGGUGUUUCUAAAAUUCCCUGGUAUAACAAUUUUAAGCCUUCACGGCCAAUAAAAAGACGUCUCAGGGAGGUGUUCAAGCUUUUUGACCGGCAUGCUUUGGAAUUGCUAGAGAGAAUGUUAACAUUGGAUCCAUCCCAGAGGAUUUCCGCAAAAGAUGCACUAGAUGCAGAGUACUUUUGGAAUGAUCCCCUACCUUGUGAUCCUAAAAGCUUACCUAAGUAUGAGUCCUCGCAUGAGUUUCAGACAAAGAAGAAGCGUCAACAGCUACGGCAGCAAGAGGAAACAGCAAAACGACAGAAAAUACAGCAUCCUCAACCACAUGCCCGUCUACCACCCAUCCAGCAAACUGGGCAACCCCAUCCUCAGAUCAGACCUGGCCCUGGCCAACCCAUUCACAAUGCACCGCCUUCCAUGGCUGCUGGCCCCAGCCAUCAUUAUGGCAAGCCACGUGGACCUUCUGGAGGGCCUAGCAGAUAUCCACAGGGUGGAAAUCCCAGUGGUGGAUAUAACCCAAAUCGUGGUGGUCAAGGUGGUGGCUAUGGCAGCGGCCCAUAUCCCCAGCAAGGACGUGGACCUCCUCCUUAUGGCGGAAGUGGUAUGCCUGGCACUGGUGGUCCUAGAGGUGGCAGUGGCAGUGGUUAUGGAGUAGGUGCCACAAGUUACCCUCAAGGAGGUCCAUAUGGUGCUUCAGGUGCAGGCCGAGGCCCAAAUAUGAUGGGUGGAAAUCGAAGCCAGCAGCACCAGCAGCAGUAUGGUGGCUGGCAGUAGUAGAGUUGCAUACCUAUUUUUGUUUAGAUUUUCAGGAUUGUUGAUCUGGUAACUUGGAAGUAACCUGUUGGUCACGGUAAUUAUUGUUAGUAUGAAAGCUGAAUUAUGUUUUGAGCUACAAUUAGGAGUUAGGUAUUCUUCUUGACUGCUAUGUUAAUUACAUGAACAAAAUCAUUAAAUUUUAGUACAGAAUAAUGUGGUUACACUUUCAAAUA